This is a messenger RNA of Adineta steineri, 681 nucleotides long. The record is from the annotation of a GenBank genome assembly. Lineage: Eukaryota; Metazoa; Rotifera; Eurotatoria; Adinetida; Adinetidae.
AUGGAAUCUAAUAAUAUUUUAAAAAGAUCUACUGUUAAAAAUACUGAACAAUCAAGUACUUCAAUUAAUGGUUUAGAAGUUUGGUAUCCUAAAUUAUCUAAAUCAGAAGAACUUGCUUAUAAUAAAGAUGUUAUUCGUCUUCGUUCAAUUGUAAAGCCUAAGAACAAAACGACACAACAUAUUUCAGUUGGCGAAAUUCAUGCACUUGUUUAUAAUACACAUGGAAUUCGAGGUCGAAUUAGGCAUCUUAUUAUUGAAUAUAGUUUAUUGAAAGACCAAAUGUGUACUUUUGAAGAAAUACAAAAUCAAGCACGUCUUUUACUCAAUGAGUUAAUAGAAAAAUAUUCAAUUGGUCCACAAGAACAUAUGAGUGAAACUGAUUUUAUGAUGAUGAACACAUUAUGUAAAGAUUCAGGUGAACUGAAUUUAUUUUUUAAGAAUGGAAUAAAUGGUACUCAUCCUGAUGUAGGAAUUGUGAUUACUUCAUCAAAAAUGAAACAGUUUGAAAAAUCCUUUAUGUUUGUUACGGGCUUACCGUACAAAAUGAAUGUCUCAAUAGUUGGUGGUGGUAUACAUAAAAUUUUAGCACUUCUUUUAAUUAUAUACAUUAAUUUGAACGAUAAACCUGGUCAUAAAAUACUUCAAAUGUUAUUGAAUAAAUGUGGUAUGAAUAAAUUUUAA